Molecule: messenger RNA, 1315 nt
Organism: Porites evermanni
Lineage: Eukaryota; Metazoa; Cnidaria; Anthozoa; Scleractinia; Poritidae
Source: the annotation of a GenBank genome assembly
AUGUGUGUUAAGGUUGGUAAUCGGUUCCUGAUCUUGUGUACAUUGAUGGUAGCAUUCCUAUCGACAGGUAAGCAAAGAAACGCAAAUUCAAUGUAUUUGUCUUCUCAAUAAGGGCCUCGAUUAUGUAAGAACCCAAAAAACACGAGUCAAUCCAGAAGAAGUCGGAUUAUAAUGCACCACCAUUAAAUGUUAAGGCUGCGUCCAAUAGGUCGUAUUCCGUAGAAUUAACAUAGGUAACACAGGAAAACUAACUUAUCUGAAGAUUGUGGAUGCAACGGACGUCAGAAGCCUCCUAUUCAUUGUCGAUCAAGAUGUGAAACAGUUCAGAGGACAAUCAUUUAGAAUUUCUACAGUCAGAUCGAUUAUUCAGAAUGCCAGAGUGUGACACAAUCAAACGCCCAUUUAGAAAAUACGUAGGAUACCUUCUGGGUUUUUCUGUGUUGUCGUUUUGAAAAGAUAGUUUCUAGGAGUUUCUUGCCUCAGUAUUUAGAAAUAUGCGUAUCGCCAAUGCCUCGAGAACCCGAGGGAGGAUUGCGCGUAAAACUAUAGGGAGGGGAGGGAGGAAAGAAUGUUGAUACAUAGGCACGUAUCACGUCCACGCCCCAGGAUUUCGCGAAUUGAAUAAUUUUCCCGGAAGCGUUUAUCUUAAUUUGAGAUUGUUGCUGUUGUUGUCUUUAUCUUCAAUCGGUUAAUUGCCAAUAGUAUAAGGCUAAUCUACCAGUUGCCUGUACCUAAAAGGCUUCAUUCCAUGAAUUAAAUUUUCUUGCUGAGUUGUUGCCUGCCUCUUUGUUUCAAUUUGUGUGUUAUUUCGGGACUUCAGUUUGGCUUAACAUCAACCAGGGGCAAGACUGUUAUUUUUUCUCCGAUACUUGGCACCUUUCAUCGAUCAGUAGGGCUACAAUACAUGCUAAUUCUUUUUUCUCCCAUUUUAUACACAGUGAACAGUUUAAAAUGUCAUCACUGCCUCAGCUCCUUAUCAGCUGCUAACUGCAGUAAAUCCAGCAAUGAAACGACAUGCCCGGAUGUAGCGGACAGCUGCGCCAAUAUUUCCACUGAGGUUUACACAGAAACUGGCUCCCUCAAAAGCUUCUUCUAUGGCUGCGCGACUCAGCAGAUGUGCAGCGAUGCGAAAGAAAAGCUUACAAUUUGCGACACCAUUAAACAGAGGGGCUAUAAAGUCGAGUGCAACAUCACUUGCUGCAGUACAGGGGAUUUUUGUCUUCCACUUCCCGAUACAUCAGGAGUCACACUAGAAUUAAACCGCUUGUUAGUAGCUACUUACGCAUUCUUCAUCAUGUUAAACUAUAUAAUUUAG